Messenger RNA from Thalassophryne amazonica, 5055 nucleotides. RefSeq names its product DENN domain-containing protein 5B-like. The record is from RefSeq and is a predicted model, not a curated record. Bases 155 to 3922 code for a protein of 1255 amino acids. The transcript is spliced from 21 exons. NCBI's taxonomy places the organism in Eukaryota, Metazoa, Chordata, Actinopteri, Batrachoidiformes, Batrachoididae. Gene Ontology annotation, molecular function: guanyl-nucleotide exchange factor activity; small GTPase binding.
CUGUUUGUUCUCAGCGGUUUCAGGCAGACAAAACGCAAUCCGACCCACGGACUAGGGGGGGGGGGGUCCACGCAUUCAGGAUUAACCUGAUCAGCUAUGACCAUCCAGCACCUAAAUCAGAAGUGAUCGGAGCUCACAUCUAAACGUGUGGAGGAUGAGCGGCUCUGCGGCCACCGGCGGAUCGGCUUCGUGCCGUUUCGCCCACUAUUUUGUUGUUUGUGGCGUGGACACGUUCACGGGCCUGGAGCCGGACGAUGGAGCAGGUGAGAGCUUUGAGCAGAGCCCCAUCCGAAGGUCUUUCAAGUCAAAGGUUCUGGUCCACUACCCUGAAAGCACAGAGAGGAACCCCUUCAAUAAAGAUGCUGUUAACAUGCUGUGUAUGCCCAGGGGCCUGUCCUUCCGCACUCAAGCGGACAGCCUCGAGCCUCAGUUCCACUCAUUCACUGUUACAGUUGAUGACGGCACGCGCUCCUAUGGUUUUGUCCACACCUUCUACGAGGAAGUGACCAGCACUCAGAUCAUUACAGCCAUGCAGACGCUUUAUCAGAUGCAUCAUGUGGAGCACCACUCUUCAUCAUCUGCCUCCUCGCCCUCUUCAUCCGCUUCCUCACCUUCCACCUGCAGCAUGGACUCACUUGUAAGCAGCUUGGAUGAGUCAGAUGUGGAAUUCCUGGCUGGGACUUGCCUUGGCUGUGCAGGCAACUUUGAUCCAUCACGGGACACUUUGUAUGUGUCCAAAGCCCUCUGCCUCCUGACACCGCUCCCGUUCCUUCAAGCUGCUCGACAGUUCCUGUCACAGCUGCACCAGGCCGUGUCCUCGCACUCGCCGCCGCCCCUCCCUUUAGAGAGCUACAUACACAAUAUCCUGUAUGAGGUGCCUCUGCCUCCUCCUGGCAGGUCGCUGAGGUUCCACGGGGUCCAGGGGCCCAUUGUGUGCCAGCGGCCAGGGCCAGGCGAACUUCCACUUGGGGAGUACCCUCUCGAGGAGGCAUUCUCCCUCCUUGGUGUGAACAAUAUGGUGCAGCUGCUUACUUGUGUACUUCUGGAGACACAGGUUCUUCUAUAUUCUCAAGACUACCAACGUUUAAUGACAGUGGCGGAGAGCGUCACCACUUUGCUGUUCCCAUUCCAGUGGCAGCACAUUUACCUGCCCAUCGUUUCGGCACCGUUACAUCAUCUCCUGGAUGCCCCUGUACCGUUCCUGAUGGGUAUCCAACGGCGAGGUGGCGUUCAGGGUUCCUCACUCCACCUAUCACAUGAGGCCAACCUGUGUUUUGUUGACAUUGACAACCACUCUGUUGACACCCCGGAGGACCUUCCUGCAUUUCCCAACCAGACGGAGCUGAUUCAGGAGCUGAGUGAGGUCCUGCUGCGUUUUGGGCUCCCUCUGCAGGGAGGUACGAUCACCAAGCCUGCCACCACCUCCGCUUGCCUGAGCAACCUGGUCCUGGAGGAUCUGAUGGACGACAGACGGAACGGAAACCUCGGAGGUGAGGAACUGGCUGUUCUGGAGAGGUUGCAGGCGCUUGCACGGAGGUGUGGAGGAGUAAAAUUGUCAGAUGAUGGAAAGACACUGGGACAUGUUCUCGAGGAGGAGGAACAGGAGCUGAGGGCUGCAAAGUUGAACAUUCAACUGAGGGAGGUCUUUGCCAACUGUUUUGCUGCCAUAUUUGGCAGGUAUGAGGAGUUUGUCAUUCACACUGCGCUUGAUUUGGACUCCUGGCUGAGCAACCGCGAGGGGACGUUCAGCUUUGAUAAGGGAUCCUUCCUUUCAGUUCAGCCUGUGUCCCACUUAUACUUCUUGUCCCGGUUCCUGGAGACAAGUAUGUUUUCUUCUUUUGUGGAUGGGAAGGUGAUAUCUCGCUUUGCAGAUCGGGAGCCGCUGCAGCAGCUGUUCGACCGCCGCCUGGAGAGAGAACGACUGUAUGACACAAACGAGGAGGAUUCUCGCCACUGUCACUACCGGAAAUGCAGCAUUCUGUUUGAGUCAGCCCAGGCCAUUGAACACAGAUUGUUGAAAGCAGACCAUACAGCCAUACACCCCCACCUGCUGGACAUGAGGAUCGGCCAAGGUUUACAUCAGCAGGGCUGCUUUCCUAAGCUGCAGGCUGAUGUGCUUGCACAAGGUCACACAAACAAGUGGCCUGGCCGUGUCACAGCAUCACGCAGGGCCGACCCCAAGAGACCAGCUGUCACGGAAACCUCAGGAGUAGACUACGAACAAAGACAGAAGCAUCCAUUUGUGAAGAGGAGCCUACAACACUCUAAGCUACUUGACCUGUCACCUCAAGCUGUGAGUCAAACUCAUCGAGAGUUUGUUGACGGGCUACUGAGCGAGUGUCGUCUGAAGACCAAGCGUAUGUUGAUGGAGAGGAUGGGGAAGGAGAGCGCUGAACUGGGUCAGGGAGAAGCCAACAUUACAGGCCUGCAGGAAAACACACUCAUCCAUGGCCUGUGUGACCUACUGGAGAGAACCUGGGGCCAUGGGCUGCAGCUGAAGCAGGGGAAGUCGGCUCUUUGGUCCCAUUUGCUUCACUACCAGGCUGCCCAAACAAAGACUGAAACACCACCUGCCUCUUCAGGGUCUAACAGUUCUGAUAAGCUUGAAGAUGGAACACUGCCCCUGAAAGGAUCCGUGAUACAUGAUAUGAGGUUUAUUCAGACCUUGAGUGAGGGUCUGUCUGAGGUGGGUCAAGCCAGAGCCUGGAUCCAUUUGGCCCUGGAGAAAAAAAUGCUGUCCCAGCACUUUAAAGAACUGCUUACAAAUCAGGAGCUGCUCAGGCAGCUGUAUAAACCCCAUGCGUUCUUACUGUGUGAGGAAGAAAGGGAACAGUUUUUGUUCCACUUGCUGUCCCUGAACACUGUGGACUACCUCUGCUUCACACGUGUCUUCACCUCCAUCAGUAUUCCAUACCGUGUCGCUAUAAUACCCAUGAAGAAGCUUAGCAUUGCUAUGGCAACAGUCAACCCCUGGGUGUGUGUGUCAGGAGAACUGGGUGAUUCAGGAAUUAGACAGAUCCCGAAGAAUACGCAAGAGAUUUUUUUCCAGUGUAAGAACUUGGGCAGGUUGAGCACUCUGCAGCUGGGACAGGAGAACUCUGGCUUGCUGGCAAAGUGUUUGAUUGACUGUGUAAUGGUGUACAAUGAAAUCACUGGACACACGUACAAGUUCCCAUGUGGUCGAUGGCUUGGAAAGGGUGUGGGUGAUGGCAGUUUGGAAAGGAUUCUCAUUGGACAACUGGUGUCACCUGGUGGAGAUGAAGAUGCUGGAAGGUGGACAGGGACGCCUCCCGAGCCGGCCUCUCCCUCUCAGAGCGUACGAGCAGUACUGGGAUCAUUUGGCAGCCGCAGCCGAAUGUUGUCUGUCGAAGUGCAAGAGGACAUGAGGGAGGCGGCUAAUAACCUCGUGAAACACUUCCACAAACCUGAACAAGAGAGAGGAAACGUGACGGUCUUGCUGUGUGGUGAGGGAGGCCUGGUGCUUGCUGUGGAGAAGUUUCUCCUUCAUGGUUUCAGAUCGAACCGUCUUUUCCUGAGGAAUGUGUUUGUUUGGGAUUUUAUAGAGAAGGCAGUGGUUUCCAUGGAGACAGCUGAUCAGAUGGGUGGCUUGCAUGGAUCUACAAGGCCAAAGGAGCCACCUUGUGACUUGCUGUGUCACUAUGUCGAUGCCAUCAAUUCCUCACCAAGAAACAUUGGAAAAGAGGGAAAGUUCCAGCUGUUUGUCUGCCUGGGAAUCAGGGAUCGGCUUCUUUCUCAGUGGCUCCCCCUGCUGGCAGAAUACCCUUUAACAGCACGGACCUACGAGCAAGGUGCUCUGCUGCGGGAUCGUGCUGCUGUACACUCCCUGUGCCGCAUCCUACACACGCUCCAUGAGUUCACCUUCACUCUGGAGACCUCACUGGUUAAAGGAGUUGACCUCUGACGCUAAUUAAGAACUGUCAGACGGCAAGUCAAACUCUGUUUUGUAGUAUUCAUGUAUGGUGGGUAAAAGGAAAUCUUUGAAAUGUCCGGUACGUGCAUGGUCAAGCUUUAUGAAGACUGAGAACUGGACAAAGUCAGUGGCAUUGAUGUGUGCAACGUCAAGCUGCUGGCAACUCAAACUCCCAACAUAUUGCCUUGUUCCCUUAUGUAAAAGUCUUGUAUUCUGUAUUUGCUUCAGGAAAUACUUUGGUUUUCCUAUGCUUGUUUACACUGUGAAUUUCUGUUUCCUGGAGGACAGACAGUCAAUCAUAAUUUUAUGUCUACUGUAGAUAUUUUCACAGCUCAAACUGUGUAUCUGAACCAAGACAUCUCCAACUAUAACUCUUCUACUGCUGUAUUGCUUGCACUUGAAACUUAAACUAAGCACAUGCAUGCCCAAAUCUGGUUUUGUACUGUUUGUUUUAUGUCAGCGUGAUGUGAUUGGAGUUACAGGACCGGCGUCUUAAUACUUUUUGUUAGUUUUAAGAGGGAAAGUGUAAGAUGACUGGAUAUCAAUAUGUUAGAAUUGUUAUCUUUUUAUGUUGUGACUCUAAUGUGUAAAGUCUGGCUUGUUCGUCGUUGUUUAAGUUAGUUUUUGGUCACAAGCUGUAUAGAGUUGUGCCUGUUUGGCUCUUAAAAUCCUCUAAUAGUUGAACACUGAAACCAAACUUGUCCUAAAUGUGUGGAUUCAAAUAGUCUCGUCAGGUUUUCUCUCACUGUGAAUAUUUUGCUUCAGUGAACCUUUAAUUGAAUUGUGCUCUGCUGAUAAUAUGUGAUGAAUUAAUUUUAUGUUUCAAGGCAUUUUGUUUGUGCUGAUGUAAUACAUUAGAAUAUGCUAUAAACACACUUUACAGACUGUUCCAUUGACUUUCCAAAUAUUCAGAGACGGAAUAGAGCACAGUUUCUCGGAAACCCGGCGCAUUAUGUUGAUUUUACAGUAGGAUUGUUUAGAUGCUGUCUCCUGCACUGUCGUGUAAGCACUAUGUAACCCACAAUGGCCAAACCUCGAUGAUCAAAAGCAGAUUAGAGAAAGCAAUAAUGAACUGUUAUUUAUCAAAUGUGGUGUUGAAAAUUAAAGUUAUUAUUGGUACAGCU